CGAAGGCGUCCAGGGCGGGGGCAGCCACACACGGGCUGCGCUGCAGCAGCUGCUGGCGCAGAGUCUGCAGCUCAGCUCGGAGGCGGUCUUCGUGCGGCCGCUCCAGCCGCGCCACCAGUAGCGCGCCCAGCACCAGGAAGGUAAUCUUAAUCGGCCAGUCUGGAAUUUCCUGGUCAGCACCAGCGAGCCUCGAAGCGGAGGGUACCUGUGUCCCAGCCAGGCAUGGCUGACCCCCACCAGCUUUUUGAUGACACGAGUUCGGCCCAGAGCCGAGGCUACGGGGCCCAGCGGGCGCCUGGCGGCCUGGGCUACCCUACAGCCUCCGCCUCGCCCCAGGCGGCCUUCCUGGGUGAUCCUGUGUCCAACAUGGCCAUGGCCUACGGGAGCAGCCUCGCCGCGCAGGGCAAGGAGCUGGUGGAUAAGAACAUCGACCGCUUCAUCCCCGUCACCAAGCUCAAGUAUUACUUCGCCGUGGACACCAUGUAUGUGGGCAAAAAGCUGGGUCUGCUCUUCUUCCCCUACCUGCACCAGGACUGGGAGGUGCAGUACCAGCAGGACACACCAGUGGCCCCGCGCUUUGACGUCAACGCGCCUGACCUCUACAUUCCAGCCAUGGCGUUCAUCACCUACGUCUUGGUGGCUGGCCUGGCGCUGGGGACCCAGGAUAGACCUCCUGGGGCUGCAGGCGAGCUCGGCGUUGGCCUGGCUGACACUGGAGGUGCUGGCCAUCCUGCUCAGCCUCUACCUUGUCACUGUCAAUACAGACCUCACCACUAUCGACCUGGUGGCCUUCUUGGGCUACAAAUAUGUUGGGAUGAUUGGCGGGGUCCUCAUGGGCCUGCUCUUUGGAAAGAUUGGCUACUACCUCGUGCUGGGCUGGUGCUGUGUGUCCAUCUUUGUGUUCAUGAUCCGGACGCUGCGGCUGAAGAUCCUGGCCGAGGCGGCGGCCGAGGGCAUCCCGGUGCGUGGGGCGCGGAACCAGCUGCGCAUGUACCUGACCAUGGCCGUGGCGGCGGCGCAGCCCCUGCUCAUGUACUGGCUCACCUUCCACCUGAUUCGGUGAGGGCGGCCCCGCGACGCCUCCAGCUGCUGCUUCCGGUGGCCACCGCGCUGCCGCCGCUCAUCUCCCGGCCACCUGCCGGCCACAGGGUCCGCCCCGCCGCCCGAGUCCCUCCCUCCCCAUCCUCGCCGAGGUGCUGAGAUCUACAGCUGCACAGGCCGCCCCCGAGCAGUGCGGCCACUGUUCCAGAAACAAUAAACCGUAAUGGGCACGGCGCGGGCAGCCUCUCCUUGGAGCGCGGUGCCCAGCAGGGGGCAGGCCCGGUCCGGGAAGGGGGAUGGGGAAGGGCGGGGCGGGGACAAAAGGCAACCUGGAGGCCGAG
Messenger RNA from Balaenoptera acutorostrata (minke whale), 1382 nucleotides. It is a transcript of the gene YIF1B, whose product is annotated as Yip1 interacting factor homolog B, membrane trafficking protein. Gene Ontology annotation, cellular component: Golgi membrane; endoplasmic reticulum membrane; endoplasmic reticulum-Golgi intermediate compartment. Lineage: Eukaryota; Metazoa; Chordata; Mammalia; Artiodactyla; Balaenopteridae. The record is from RefSeq and is a predicted model, not a curated record. Bases 223 to 1200 code for a protein of 325 amino acids. The transcript has 9 exons. Gene Ontology annotation, biological process: endoplasmic reticulum to Golgi vesicle-mediated transport.